AUGCUACCCGUGCCCGUAUUCACGCCGAGCUAGAUCGGGCGCCUGUGCAGCCGGCUCACGACGCUGAACACGUUCGGCGCCAACACGCUGUCGCGCGAGGACCUGCUGCGCAUCCCUGAGCUGGCCAUCAACCCGCUGGGAGACCGCAACGUGCACGCCUUCUUCCAGGACGGGUCGGUGAGGCGCAUCAACUUCCGGCGGUUCCUGAAGACGCUGGCCAUCUUCCGGCUGAUACGGAAGGGGCGCGAGACGCGCCACAACUCGCGCGGCCAGAAGCUGCAGUUCGCCUUCCGGAUGUACCUGGACGGAUAUGACCUGAUCUCGCCGGAGGUGCUGCUCUGCGUCCUGCACAUGAUGGUCGGCGCCAACAUCAGGUGA
Molecule: messenger RNA, 378 nt
Organism: Pollicipes pollicipes
Lineage: Eukaryota; Metazoa; Arthropoda; Thecostraca; Pollicipedomorpha; Pollicipedidae
Product: calcineurin B homologous protein 1-like
Source: RefSeq, a predicted model, not a curated record